This is a messenger RNA of Mycena indigotica, 2529 nucleotides long. RefSeq names its product OPT-domain-containing protein. Gene Ontology annotation, molecular function: oligopeptide transmembrane transporter activity. Gene Ontology annotation, biological process: transmembrane transport. The record is from RefSeq and is a predicted model, not a curated record. The transcript has 30 exons. Lineage: Eukaryota; Fungi; Basidiomycota; Agaricomycetes; Agaricales; Mycenaceae. The coding region runs from base 1 to 2529 and encodes 842 amino acids.
AUGGCCUCCACUGAGAAAGACGACAUCAAAGCCGCGUUGAGUGAGAAGGCGUCCACUCACUCAGACCUCAACGAGAAGGCGGACUUGGUUCUGGCCGAUAUUGCCGUAUUGGAGAGCGACAUUCAAGCUGUUCCCGACGACAUCCUUGAAGCUGCUGAAUAUGCGCGGACGAUGAGCCAUGAGGAGGUUGAAGAGACCAUCCACCAGAUUGUCGAAGAACAUGGAGACGAUCCUAACUUCCCGCCGGCUGUUAUUGCCGCUGCCAGGCGAUACAUCGAAGACGACCAAUUGAAAGAAAACCCCGAACAAUAUCGAAAACUUUAUGAAGAACUCAAGGUAGAGGCAGCUAUGAUCAAGAUCAACUCGGCCUAUGCAGAGGUUCGCGCUGUGGUGUCGAAUCGCGACGAGGACGUUCCCGCCGGCACGUUCCGCGCAUGGCUAAUUGGUACCAUAUUCGUUGCGGCUGGCGGCUUCAUCAACCAGUUCUUCAGCAUUCGUUUUCCCGGAAUCGGUGUCGGAUCGAAUGUGGCGCAAGUCCUGGCUUUCCCUGCAGCUAAGGCUUUGGAAUACCUUCUUCCGACAACGCAAUACACGACAUUCGGCUACAAAUGGAGUUUUAACCCCGGGCCGUUCAAUCCGAAGGAGCACAUGAUCAUCACGAUAAUGGCGAAUGCCGGCUUUUCGACCCCGUAUACGAACAGUAUUAUCUGGGUCCAAUAUCUGCCUUUGUACUUCAAUCAGUCAUGGGCAACGGGUUUCGGGUACCAGAUCAUGGUCGCGCUUUCCACUAACUACAUCGGAUACGGAAUCGCGGGCCUCUGUCGGAGGUUCUUGGUCUACCCAGCGAGUGCGAUAUGGUAUACGAACCUCUCGAUCAUUGCGUUGAAUCGCGCGUUCCAUACCGAAAAGGAGACUGUUGCCAAUGGUUGGAGAAUAUCUCGAUUACGUUGGUUCUUGUAUUGCUUCUGCGCUAUGUUUGUGUAUUUCUGGUUCCCCGACUACAUAUUCCAGGCGCUAUCGUACUUUAACUGGAUUACGUGGAUUGACCCCACAAACGUGAAGCUUGCAGCAGUAACUGGUGCCGUCAGUGGCCUCGGAUUGAACCCAAUCCCUACAUUCGACUGGAAUCAACUGGUCUAUGCUGUAGACCCCUUGAUCUUCCCGUUCUAUAGUACUGUCAACACUUUCCUCGGGACGUUGAUCACACUACCCAUCAUUCUUGCGAUCUGGUUUAGCAACACAUGGUUUACGGGUUACCUCCCUAUUAAUAGUAACCAUGUCUAUGAUAACACGGGAGAGCUGUACACGGUGUCAAGAGCUGUCGGAAACAAUACACUCUUCGAUGCGGCACUGUACGAUGACUAUUCUCCCGCUUACCUGGCCGCUGGGAACAUUCUGCUUUAUGGCGUCUUCUUCGCUGUCUAUACAGCUACUCUCAGUCACGCGUUCCUAUUCCAUCGGCGCGAAAUUUGGCACGGGUUACGGAGCGUUUUCAGUCGGAAGAAGACCUCCGAGUUGCACACGGACAUUCACGUUCGGUUGAUGAUGAAGUACAAGGAGGUGCCUGAGUGGCAGUACUUCAUGAUACUAGUCGCCGCAAUCGCACUCGGCGCGGCUGGCGUGGGUGUUUACCCCACAGAGACAACGCCAGCGGUUGUUCUAUAUGGAGUCUUCCUUGCGUUCAUCUUCGUGAUUCCCAUUGGGAUUAUUCUGUCUAUUACCAACGUUCAAGUCACCCUUAACGUCCUCGCUGAGCUGUUCGGUGGUCUCUGGUUCCCUGGAAAUGCAGUUGCCAUGAAUUACUUCAAAUCUUAUGGUUACGUGACUACUGCACAUACUCUCACGUUCUCUCAAGACCUCAAGCUCGCGCACUACAUGCAUAUCCCACCAGUGAUCACGUUCUGGGCCCAGAACUGGGCGACACUCGUGUCUACGUUUGUGUGCACAGCAAUUCUCAAUUUCCAGAUGACGCAAAUACAAGGUGUAUGUACUCCGCACCAGAUCGACCAUUUCAGCUGUCCUGGCAUCAACACAUUCUUUACGGCGAGCGUUCUCUGGGGAACUCUAGGACCCAAGCGCAUGUUCGGAGCGGGUGGCAUUUACAAUGGACUGAUAUACUGCUUCCUUAUCGGCGCUGUGCUUCCUAUCCCCUUCUAUUUCCUUCGCAGACGUUUCCGCGUUUUCGAGUACUUCCACCUUCCUGUCCUCCUCACGGGCGGCUUGAUCUGGGCCCCUGGAAGCAUGGCAAAUAUGUGGCCCGCUGUUCCCGUCGCCUAUUUCUUCAACGUCUUCAUCCGCAAGCGCUACCUCGCAUGGUGGAGUAAAUACAACUAUAUCACCACUACAGCGUUCUCCGCCGCCAUCGCCAUCUCUGCCAUCGUGAUCUUCUUCGCGCUCGAGUGGCCAGGCGUGACCAUCGACUGGAUUGGCAAUAACCGUCCGUUCGAAGGAUGCGACAACGACGGCUGUCCUUUGUUCCCGAUUCCAGACUCCGGCACAUUUGGUCCUGUGGCUGGCCAGUUCCACUGA